Pezoporus occidentalis (night parrot) is the source of this 3464-nucleotide messenger RNA. It is a transcript of the gene CAPN11, whose product is annotated as calpain 11. Bases 76 to 2193 code for a protein of 705 amino acids. Gene Ontology annotation, cellular component: cytoplasm. Gene Ontology annotation, molecular function: calcium-dependent cysteine-type endopeptidase activity; calcium ion binding. Lineage: Eukaryota; Metazoa; Chordata; Aves; Psittaciformes; Psittacidae. The transcript has 22 exons. The record is from RefSeq and is a predicted model, not a curated record. Gene Ontology annotation, biological process: proteolysis.
GAGCCGAGCCGGGCAGGGCGGUGGCGGCAGCAGCUUCCGGAGCGGAGCUGAAGGUAGGGCUGCCGGUGCCCUGCCAUGAAUCCCUUUGGUGGGAUGGCUGCCCGUCUGCAGAGAGACCGCCUGAAGGCCGAGGGGCUCGGCCAGCACCACAACGCCAUCAAGUACCUCAACCAGGACUAUGAGGCUCUCAAACAGGAGUGCAUUGAGAGCGGCACCCUCUUUAGGGACCCCCAGUUCCCAGCUGGCCCUUCUGCCCUCGGAUUCAAGGAGCUGGGGCCACACUCCAGCAAGACAAGGGGGGUGGAGUGGAAACGUCCGUCGGAAUUAGUGGAUGACCCUCAGUUCAUCGUUGGAGGUGCAACCCGGACAGACAUCUGCCAGGGGGCUCUGGGUGACUGCUGGCUGCUGGCUGCCAUCGGUUCCCUCACGCUCAACGAGGAGCUCCUGCACCGCGUGGUGCCCCACGGGCAGAGCUUCCAGGAGGACUAUGCCGGCAUCUUCCACUUCCAGAUCUGGCAGUUCGGUGAAUGGGUGGACGUGGUGGUGGAUGACCAGCUGCCCACCAAGGACGGGGAGCUCCUGUUUGUCCACUCGGCAGAGUGCACAGAGUUCUGGAGUGCUCUGCUGGAGAAGGCCUAUGCCAAGCUGAAUGGCUGCUACGAGUCACUCUCAGGGGGCAGCACCACCGAGGGCUUCGAGGACUUCACUGGCGGCGUGGCAGAGAUGUACGACCUCAAACGGCCGCCGCGCAACAUGGGCCACAUCAUCCGCAAGGCGCUGGAGAGGGGCUCCCUGCUCGGCUGCUCCAUCGACAUCACAAGUGCCUUUGAUAUGGAAGCGGUGACCUUCAAGAAGCUGGUGAAGGGCCAUGCCUAUUCUGUCACAGCCUUCAGAGAUGUGAACUAUCGGGGUCAGCAGGAACAGCUCAUCCGCAUCAGGAACCCCUGGGGUCAGGUGGAGUGGACAGGAGCCUGGAGCGAUGGCUCCUCCGAGUGGGACAACAUUGACCCUGGUGACAGGGAAGAGCUGCAGCUGAAGAUGGAGGAUGGAGAGUUCUGGAUGUCUUUCCGGGACUUCAUGAGGGAGUUCUCCAGGCUGGAGAUCUGCAACCUGACCCCUGAUGCCCUCACCAAGGAUGAGCUCAGCAGAUGGCACACGCAAGUGUUCGAGGGCACAUGGCGCCGGGGAAGCACUGCCGGGGGCUGCAGGAAUCACCCAGCCACAUUCUGGAUCAACCCCCAGUUUAAGAUCAAGCUGCUGGAAGAGGAUGAUGACCCCGGGGAUGACGAGGUGGCCUGCAGCUUCCUGGUGGCUCUAAUGCAGAAGCAUCGGCGGCGGGAGCGGCGGGUCGGGGGUGACAUGCACACCAUCGGCUUCGCUGUCUACGAGGUUCCUGAGGAGGCCCGGGGCAGCCAGAACGUGCACUUGAAGAAGGAUUUCUUCCUGCGAAACCAGUCACGGGCACGGUCUGAGACCUUUAUCAACCUGCGGGAGGUGAGCAACCAGAUCCGGCUGCCCCCCGGUGAGUACAUCGUGGUGCCCUCCACCUUCGAGCCACACAAGGAGGCCGACUUCGUCCUGCGAGUCUUCACCGAGAAGCAGUCGGACACGGAGGAGCUGGACGAGGAGAUCUCAGCAGAACUGGCAGAUGAAGAGGAAAUAACUGAGGAUGACAUAGAGGAUGGCUUCAAGAACAUGUUCCAGCAGCUGGCAGGGGAGGACAUGGAAAUCAGUGUCUUUGAGCUCCGCACUAUCCUGAACAGAGUCCUCGCUAGACACAAAGAUCUGAAGACGGAUGGGUUCAGCCUGGACUCCUGCCGCAACAUGGUCAACCUGAUGGAUAAAGAUGGCAGCGCCCGCCUUGGGCUGGUGGAGUUCCAGAUCCUGUGGAACAAGAUCCGGAGCUGGCUGACAAUCUUCCGGCAGCAUGACUUGGAUAAGUCUGGCACCAUGAGCUCCUACGAGAUGCGCAUGGCUCUAGAGUCAGCUGGUUUCAAGCUGAACAACAAGCUGCAUCAGGUGGUGGUGGCCCGCUAUGCAGAUGAUGACAUGGGAGUGGACUUCGACAACUUUGUCUGCUGCCUCGUGAAGCUGGAGGCCAUGUUCAGGUUUUUCCAGAGCAUGGAUACUGAAGGCACUGGCACGGCCGUCAUGAACCUCACUGAGUGGCUGCUGCUGACGAUGUGUGGCUAGGAACCAUGACGGAUACUCUACCACUGGGACACCCCAGCACCCAGGCCCCCUCCAAGUGCCUCCCUUUGGAUCUAUGGACACAGGAUACUCUUCCCCCCUUGCUCCAUCCCACGCUGACCUACCAGCCCUGCCUCUUGACAAGCCUCAUGCCACCCUCAUCAGUGGACCAGGAGUCAAGGCAGCCAGGGGAUGCCCUUCUCCUUUUCUUAGCUGGGCUUCUUUCCACUCCCGCUCCUCUCUCCCCAGCCCAGAACAGGAGGAGGGCAUGCAGCACAGGAUACCUGUGCAUCUCUGCACUGAGCAGGGCAGGAGUGAAGGAGUGGGCUGGGGGACAUCUGCAGAGCAGGGAGAAGCAGGAGCUGCAGGGGAAAAGGGGGGAUAGGACUCUUAUCGCUUGCUCUAUGCUGCCCUGUUCCCACUAGCACGUUGCCUGUCUCUGUGCCCAUGCCUGGGAGCAUCAGCAGGUACUGCCCUGCUCAGGCAGAGGCAGCAGGUUCCCAGUGAGCUGCAGUGGCUUUCUGGGAGGAGGAAGGGCCAUACUCCUUGAUACCCUUACACUGCAUUCACCGCUAAGCACGACCAAAGCAUAGAGCCCAGUGGCUCCUUCUGUGUGGCCUUCAACACGUCCGUCCCACCUCCAUGCCCAUGACUUUGCCCCACCACUGGUCAAGCCCUGCAACUUCAGCACUGAAUGUCUGUGGGCUCCUGCGCUGCAUGAACAUGCAUGACCUGUAGUGCAGCAGAAGCCCCUCUUCCGCAUGGACACAGCAAUGCCACCACCAUCACACUGGCUUGGCCUCCCCUCCUGUCUCUGGUAGCUCCUAGGACAUCCCUGCCCCCUGCUCACGGUCCCCAGCAGGACAGGGGGGGCAGAACCCAAGCGGCAGUGCCUUCCCCCAGAGAGGAGGGGUUGGUGGUUUGAAUGGGGUGUUCUCCUGCACACAUUUCUUCGUGCUUCCCUUCACCAUCCCAUGCAGUUACACCCUCCUCUUCCCUUGGGCUCCUUGCCCUGUGCAGAUGGACCCCAGUGCCAACAUUCUUGCACUUGACUGUGCUCCUCCGUUACCCUCCCCUUCUCCUGGGUUAACAGGGUGGCUCCAGCUUGGCGGUGGGCAAUGGCCAGUCCUUUACAGGCAGGCAGUUAGCUUCCCCCCCAGCCCUCCGUCAUGGCUGGAGGAUGCUCCUGCAGCAAUAACCACUGCUGCCUGCCCAGCAGCUCCGCUUCCUCGUCCCGCUCACUGUGUGCUCCAGGAAUAAACGUAUCUGUUGGA